AUGAAUAGCAUAAGCAUAUUAUCAUUGAAACCCUGGAUUCCUCGCACCAAACUUGUCUUUCCCAAACCCUCGUCAACAAAAUCAACAAGAAUACUUGGUGCAAAUCUUCAGCCACCCAAUUCAAGCAACACAACAACCACCCAGCAACAACAACAGCUCAAUCUCUCCGUUCUUCGCUUCACAUUAGGAAUACCUGGGUUUGAUGAAUCUUACCUACCUAGAUGGAUUGGUUAUGCUUUUGGUUCUCUUCUGAUCUUAAACCACUUCCUUGCUUCUGAUUCUGCCACUAUUACACCACCUCAACUUACAACUGAGGUUUUGGGUCUGUCUUUGGCCUCCUUCUCAAUUCUGCUACCUUACCUUGGUAAAUUUCUCAAGGGUGCUCAACCAGUGGAUCAAACAACUCUACCAGAUGGAACACAACAGAUAUUUGUCAUGUCAACCCAUAUAGCGGAUGCUCUGAAGGAGGACUUAGCUUGGACAUCAUAUAUUUUGCUGCGCAAUACAAAUGCCAUAGCUGCGCUCGUUUUGAUUCAAGGAGAAAUAUGUGUAAGGGGCUACUGGAACGUGGUCGAUGAUUCAUCCAAAGAAAUUCUUCUUGGACAGUUUAGGAACAAAAUUGAAAAUGCUGGCCUUAAUGAUUUGAAGGAGACCCUAUAUUUUCCACAAGAUGCAGAUUCUGAAUUUCAGGAUCUUGUACCUAAAGGGGCUCGCUCUCUUCUGGUGCAGCCAAUAUUACAAAUUUCUGUGGAGAGUGCUACCGAUUCGCAAACACCGGCAGGAUUUAUUCUGCUGGUCUCAACCACGAGUUAUGCAUUUAGCAUUAAAGAUAGAGCCUGGAUUGCAGCUGUGGCCAACAAGCUUAGAGGUAAGUUGAAGAGGUAG
Messenger RNA from Vicia faba (fava bean), 885 nucleotides. The record is from the annotation of a GenBank genome assembly. NCBI's taxonomy places the organism in Eukaryota, Viridiplantae, Streptophyta, Magnoliopsida, Fabales, Fabaceae.